This is a messenger RNA of Insectozyma verbasci, 801 nucleotides long. NCBI's taxonomy places the organism in Eukaryota, Fungi, Ascomycota, Pichiomycetes, Serinales, Debaryomycetaceae. The record is from the annotation of a GenBank genome assembly.
AUGGCAGAAUUUGAUUCUACACAAUUACAAAAAUCGUUAGGUGAUUUGUCAAAAUGGGAGAAAGAUAUGUCACAAGUUGAGAAAGAAUUAGAAAUUGAUAGAAUUAAACAAACACAACCAUUAUAUGAAAAAAGAAGGAACAUCAUCAAAACAAUUCCAAAAUUUUGGUAUAUAAUAUUUGCAGAAAAUGAUGAUUUAUCAGAUUAUAUAAAUCCUGAAGAUUUAAAAUAUUUAGAAUGUAUUGAUGAUAUUUUUAUAAAUUAUCCAAAUUUAGAAGAUAAAGAAAAUUUUAGAGAUUUUGAAAUCACAAUAAAUUUUAAUAAUAGUGAACUAAAUGAAAAUCAACAAGUAAUAAAGAAAUUUUAUUAUAGAAAAAAUGAAAAUGGUGAAGAAAUAAUGGUAUCUGAUCCAGUAGAAAUAACUUGGCCAAAAGAAUUAGAAUCAAUAAAUCCAAUAAAAAUAAAAGAAAGAAAUACAGGCAAAACCAUGUCCAAAGAUGAUAAGAAAAAUUAUAGACAAGGUAUGAAAUCAUUUUUUGCAUAUUUUCAAUGGACUGGGGAAAAACAUGGUAAAGAAUUUCGAAAUGGUGAAGAAUUAACAAAUUUAAUUGUUGAUGAUUUAUAUUUAAAUGCUUUAAAAUAUUAUGCAAUAGCAUUAUCAAAUGAGAAUGAUGAUGACGAUGAAGAAGAAGAUUCUUCUGAAGGUGAAGAAUUAGAUUUAAGUGAUAAUGACGAUGAAAUUGAUAAAAAGAGAAAAUUGGACGAUAUAGAUGAUGAUACAAGCAGUAAAAAGGCUAAAUAG